AUAUUACUCUCAUCUCAUACCCUUCAGAGUCCCCCUGUUUCUCACACGCUCUUCAAUGGAAGGAAAUGCUGAAAAAAUCCUUCUCUUUUCCUUCUUCACCAUUUUCUUCUCCUCCACCGUCACCUCCACCUCAAACUAUCUACAGUCACAAACCCUAGUUCUCAGCUCCCUCCCUAACCCAUCCACUUUCUCAUGGACCCAAUCCGACUCCCAGACUAACAUAAAUGAACUGACUGACUCUAAUGGGGAAUCCUCCAUCUUCCUGGACUUACACCACGUUGAUAAUCUAGUUUCAAUCACCCAAAACCUAGAUUCUUUAUCAUUAAAUGAAACUCAAACCUCUGAGAGUCUCUUUAAUCUUCGCCUCCGACGCGACUCCUUGCGUGUCAAAACCUUGAACAGCAUCAUUGAAUCUGCCGCACUUAAUGGUUCUGGUGCGCGUGGGAGCGGAGCUUUCAGCAGCUCCAUCAUAUCGGGACUUGCACAGGGCAGCGGCGAGUACUUCACGCGCAUCGGAGUCGGCACACCUCCCAAGUAUGUUUACAUGGUUCUAGACACAGGGAGUGAUGUUCUUUGGCUCCAGUGCGCCCCAUGUAGAAAUUGUUAUUCUCAAACCGACCCAAUAUUUGAACCACUUAAGUCCCGCUCAUAUUCUAAAGUACCUUGUGGUUCCCCCAUCUGCCGUCGCCUCGAAUCUUCCGGUUGUUCCACCAAAACGCACACGUGUCUCUACCAGGUGUCUUACGGUGACGGUUCUUUCACGGUUGGUGAGUUCUCCACAGAAACGCUGACGUUUCGCGGGAGCAAAGUUGGAAAAGUGGCUCUAGGUUGUGGACACGACAAUGAAGGUCUUUUUGUUGGUGCCGGAGGUUUAAUGGGACUCGGUCGUGGGACGCUAUCUUUUCCUGCUCAAACUGGUCGCCAGUUCAACGGAAAAUUUUCAUACUGUUUGGUUGAUCGCUCAACUUCUUCGAAGCCUUCCUCUAUGGUUUUCGGCAAUGCGGCUGUUUCACGAACCGCCCGCUUCACUCCUUUAGUCACAAACCCCAUGCUUGAUACUUUUUACUAUGUUGAACUCCUCGGGAUUAGUGUUGGCGGUGCCCGUGUCCCUGGCAUAGUCCCUUCUCUAUUCAAACUCGACGAAACUGGUAAUGGCGGAGUCAUCAUUGAUUCGGGCACGUCAGUGACCCGUUUGACUCAGCCGGCAUACAUCAGACUUCGUGAUGCUUUCCGAGUCGGAGCGUCGGGCUUAAAGCGUGGAGCGGACUUUUCGUUGUUCGAUACGUGUUUCGAUUUGUCGGGAAUGAAGGAAGUAAAAGUGCCCACAGUGGUGUUGCAUUUUAGAGGCGCUGACAUGUCACUGCCGGCUACUAAUUAUCUGAUUCCGGUGGAUUCUUCUGGGACUUUUUGCUUUGCCUUUGCCGGAACCAUGAAUAAGCUCUCAAUCAUAGGGAAUAUCCAACAACAGGGAUUCCGGGUUGUCUAUGAUUUGGCGGGUUCAAGGGUCGGGUUUGCACCACGUGGCUGUGCUUGAGUUUCCAUGCGCGUGGGUGUAGCUGUAAGGGAAAAUUCCCUUUCCUUGUGUGUGUGUGUUUUUUUUUCUUUUAAUUUUCCGAAGAUGAUAAAGGAAUCUUUCCUGGAUAUGAAUCGGAAAAUGGUGAUGGAUAAAAACUCAGAACACAGAGUCGGUGAAGUAGGAUUUUAAUUCAGGAGUUUGGUUAUUUAAAAUUUAUGAAUCUGCUUGAAGCUCUAAUACAUCAUUAAUAUGGAUAAUAAUACUAGUUAAAUCAAUCCAUUUCUUUAUCUCAA
Molecule: messenger RNA, 1809 nt
Organism: Mangifera indica (mango)
Lineage: Eukaryota; Viridiplantae; Streptophyta; Magnoliopsida; Sapindales; Anacardiaceae
Product: aspartyl protease family protein 2-like
Exons: 1
Coding region: 56-1534 (492 amino acids)
Biological process (GO): proteolysis
Molecular function (GO): aspartic-type endopeptidase activity
Source: RefSeq, a predicted model, not a curated record